Molecule: messenger RNA, 1010 nt
Organism: Phialemonium atrogriseum
Lineage: Eukaryota; Fungi; Ascomycota; Sordariomycetes; Cephalothecales; Cephalothecaceae
Product: RNA polymerase III subunit Rpc25-domain-containing protein
Exons: 6
Coding region: 233-820 (195 amino acids)
Biological process (GO): DNA-templated transcription; transcription initiation at RNA polymerase III promoter
Cellular component (GO): RNA polymerase III complex
Source: RefSeq, a predicted model, not a curated record
UAACAGCAUUAUCUGCUCAAGGCGGAAGGCCAGAAAUAAAAUCACUAGAUAGCUGCAAGAGGGUGUGCCAGAACAGAACAGCUAGGUGCCUACCUGCUCUGUUCUUUGUGUAAAUUCCCAUUUGUGGCCAACCUGCUUAUCUCUCUCCACGCUUGCUUGCCACAGGCAUUAAAUCAUUCCUGAACCUCCAGGACGACCUUCAAUACCAAAGUUUCAUGGACUCUCUCUCAAUAUGUUCAUUCUGAGCAAGGUUGCGGACUUGGUCCAGAUAGCCCCGCAUGACUUCAGUAAGAACAGCAUGGAUGCCAUCGAGGAUAACAUCAAUACCAAGUAUGCCAACAAGGUUAUCCAGAAAAUAGGCCUCUGCAUCUGUCUGUGGGAUGUCCUCUGGUCUAGCGAAGGCCUUAUCGGGCAUGGCACUGGCCUUGUCAAUGUCAACGUUGAGUUUCGACUCGUAGUCUUCCGUCCCUUUAAAGGCGAGGUGCUACUAGGCCGGAUCACGAGUGGCACCCAGGAUGGCAUCAAUAUCCGCACCGACUUUUUUGAUGAUAUAUUUGUCCCCUUCACCGAGCUUCCCGACGAAGCUACCUACGAACCCAAAGAUGCCCUGUGGGUAUGGCGGGACGAGGACCAGGUCAUGUACUAUGAUAUACACGAGAUGGUUCGCUUCCAGGUGGUAUCAGAGGAUUGGCAUGACCAGACCCCCACAGGCCCCUUGGGAGUGGGCGACGAGCCCGAGGGGCGGACCAUUGCACCGUAUCGGAUAACGGCGAGCAUGAAAGGGUCGGGACUGGGAUGCUGCUUGUGGUGGGAUGAAUAGGGUGCUUCUGGUCCAGAAACAGCACGGGGAUCAGGUCGUUAUUUUGCAAUUGUCGGCGUUCAAGAGACAAUGGUCAAGGGAUAGAUGGUGGGACAUGGGCGUGUGUAGCAUAUAAAGGGAGGCGGUUUGUCGUCUCCGUCUAUAAUUCGAUACCCUCGAGCAGCCUUUGCUCAACAUCAUCGAGCACCGA